Molecule: messenger RNA, 2169 nt
Organism: Rhododendron vialii
Lineage: Eukaryota; Viridiplantae; Streptophyta; Magnoliopsida; Ericales; Ericaceae
Exons: 3
Coding region: 217-1833 (538 amino acids)
Molecular function (GO): acetylglucosaminyltransferase activity
Source: RefSeq, a predicted model, not a curated record
AUAAUAGGAGUACUUCUCCCCCCUGCCUUUGCUCUUUUCCAGAGCAAGAGUGUCAGCAAUGCUCAACACUCUUCCCCUGUCUCCCACACUCUUAACACUCUUCCCCUCUCAUCCCUCUCCAAUAAUCAGAAAACCCAUCUCUUCGUUUCGAUCUGGUUCUUAGAUUACUAGAAGAAAGCAACCAAAUCAUAAAAACCCAUUGUUAGAUUUCAGGAUAUGAAAGUGAAGGAUUCGGAGAAGCUGGGGUGGGGCCAGGUCCACCGCACCCCCUCGGCCGCGGCCGCCAUUGCUGCCGCCGCCGCGGCGCAGCAGAAUCGGUCCCUGCCCAAGUUCAUGGUCUGGCUCACCCUCUUCGUCUCCGUCACCUACGCCGUCUACACCAUCCACCUCCUCUCCUACUCCUCCUCCGCCGCCUCCCGCCACCGCUGCUCCUCCGCCGACGACGGUGAUCCCCUCUCCGCCUUCCGCCGCCAUACCCGCCUCUCCUUACCCCAAUCUCAUAAUUUCCCGUCGGACACGGCCCGACCCGAAUUCGAGAAACCGGGGCGAACCCGGUCCGAAUUGCAGAGGACGGAGCUGAGGCACAUCGUGUUUGGCAUUGCGGCGUCGGCCAAGCUGUGGGAGCAGAGGAAGAACUACAUAAAGCUGUGGUGGGAGCCGAACCGGACCCGCGGCGUCGCCUGGCUGGACAAGCCGGUCGAAACCCGGCGGGGCGAACCCCUGCCCGUAAUCAAAACCUCCUCGAACACCUCCCGGUUCGCGUACACGAACCGGCAGGGGCACCGGUCAGCGAUCCGGAUCUCCCGGAUCGUCUCGGAGACGUUCCGGCUGGGUCUGGACAGAGACCGGGAGGGGGAGGAGAUCCGGUGGUUCGUGAUGGGGGACGACGACACCGUCUUCGUGACGGAGAAUCUCGUGAGGGUCUUGAGGAAGUACGACUGGAAGGGGUACUGGUACGUCGGAAGCCUGUCGGAGAGCCACCUGCAGAACAUUUAUUUCUCGUACAGCAUGGCGUUCGGAGGCGGCGGGUUCGCGAUCAGCUACCCGCUGGCGAAGGCGAUCGAGGGGAUGCAGGACAAGUGCGUGCAGAGGUAUCCGGGGCUGUUCGCCUCCGACGACCGGAUGCAGGCUUGCAUGGCGGAGCUCGGCGUUCCGCUCACUAAAGAAGUCGGCUUCCACCAGUAUGACGUUUAUGGGAACCUAUUUGGGCUGCUUGCAGCUCACCCGGUGGCACCGUUGGUGUCAAUGCACCACCUGGACGUGGUCGAGCCUAUUUUCCCUAACGUGACACGGUUAGAAGCCCUACAACGACUCAAAAUUCCGAUGGAGCUCGACUCAGCCGGUCUCAUGCAACAAUCAAUUUGCUACGAUAGUGCAAAGAAGUGGACCGUCUCCGUGUCGUGGGGCUUUGCAGUCCAAGUGUUCCGCGGCAUCUUAUCCCCUAGGGAAAUAGAGAUGCCCUCAAGGACAUUCUUGAAUUGGUAUAGGAGAGCUGAUUACACGGCGUAUGCUUUCAACACGCGUCCUGUCAGCCGGAAUGUUUGUCAGAAGCCCUUUGUCUUCUAUUUGUCGAAGGCGAGAUUGGAUUCUUUGACGAAUCACACGGUGAGCGAGUACUUAAGACAUCGAGUGCCUCAUCCACCGUGCAGAUGGAAGAUGCCUGAUCCGGAUGAUCUUGCGAGAGUUGAAGUUUUCAAAAAACCGGACCCUAACUUAUGGGAUAGGUCUCCGCGGAGAAACUGUUGCAGAGUCCUCAGCUCAAAGGGAAGAAACAUGGUGGUGGAUGUGGGUGUAUGUAGGGAAGGUGAGAUCAGCGAAGUAUUGUCGUCAUAACCAAUGUAUGGGAGCUUUUUUCAUCUUCACGGUUCAUUUUUAUUUAUUUUGAUUGUUGGCUCCGUUUAUAUAUCUGUUAAUUCAAGCCUUGAAAUCCCCUUCCCGUGUUGUUAUCGGGUUCACAAUCAAUCAUCAAGAAAACAAACGAUUAAUGCACAAAGUUGUUCACUCUUCACACUUGCAAGAUUGCAGUUUUAGUACUUGCUGAAUCUAGUAAUGUGUAAUCACAAUUGAGAUGCGCAUGUCAUUUCUUGGGAUUCAGAAUGUACCCUUUAUCUGUAUUUACUGGGUUGAAGAGUGAUUGCUUGAAUAUAGUUGUUUCCAGUGUUGUCAAAA